AUAUAUUUUAUUUUAUUUUAUAUCAUGAUUGUUUUUAUAUUCAUAUAUUUAUUAGUUUUAUUUAUAAAAAAAAUUCCUAAUUUAAAUGUAAUUAUUGGUAAUUUAAUUAUAAUUAUUUUAUGAUUAAACUUACCUUGAUUUAAUUGAAUUGAAUGAAUUAAUAUUUUUUGUAAUUUAAGAUUCAAUAAAUAUUCAUAUGGAUUAAUAAUAUUAACUAUAUGAAUUUUUGGAUUAAUUUUUAUAUCAUUAAAUAUAGGAACACAUUGUUUAUUAAUAAAUUUAAUAUUAAUAAUUUCAUUAAUAUUAGUUUUUAUAUCAAUAAAUUUAUUAGUAUUUUAUUUAUUUUAUGAAUUUGGUUUAUUAUUAAUUUUUUAUAUAGUUGUAAAAUGAGGGUAUAGGGAAAAUCGUUGAUUAUCUGGAUUUUAUUUAAUAUUUUAUACAAUAAUUUUUUCAUUACCAAUAUUAUAUAUUAUUUAUUAUUUAUAUUGAUUAAGAUCAAGAUUAAAUUUUAUAUUAAUAGAAAUAAUAAAUUUAAAAUUAAAUUUAUUAUUAUUUAUUUAUUUAUUAAUAUCAUUUUUAGUGAAAAUUCCCAUUUAUUUAUUUCAUGGGUGACUAUUAAAAGCUCAUGUAGAAGCCCCCUAUUAUGGUUCUAUAAUUUUAGCUUCAAUUAUAUUGAAAUUAGGAGGUUAUGGGAUAUUACGUUUAAUAUUUAUUUAUAAAAAUGAAUUUAUAUUUUUUCAAAAGUUUAUUAUUAUUAUUAAUUCAUUUGGAAUUUUAAUUUUAAGAUUAAUAUGUUUAUCACAAUUUGAUAUAAAAUCAAUUAUUGCUAUUUCUUCAAUUGUUCACAUAGGAAUUAUAAUUAUAAGAAUAAUAACUUUUUUUGAUAUUAGAAUUAUAGGUGGAUAUUUAAUAAUAAUUUCUCAUGGAUUAAGAUCUUCAGGUUUAUUUUUUUUAGUUAAUGUUAUUUAUAGGCAAACUAAUAGACGAUUAAUGUUUGUUAAUAAAGGUAUAAUUAAUUUUAUACCAAGAAUAUCAUUAUUAUGAUUUAUAUUAUGUUCAUCAAAUAUAGGGUCACCAGUUUCUUUAAAUUUAAUUAGUGAAGUUAUAUUAAUUAUUGGUUUAGUUUCUUGAAUAAAAUUUUUAAUAUUAAUUUUAAUUUUAUACUGUUUAUUUAGAUUUAUUUAUUCAAUUUAUUUAUUCAUGUUUAUUAAUCAUGGAAAAAUUUUUUUAGUUUUUAAAAUUAAAAAUGGUUUAUUAGUUGAAUAUUUUAUUUUAAUAAUACAUUGAAUUCCUUUAAAUUUAAUGUUUUUAAAAUUAUAUUUUAUUUAA
Apis cerana (Asiatic honeybee) is the source of this 1329-nucleotide messenger RNA. The record is from the annotation of a RefSeq genome assembly. Lineage: Eukaryota; Metazoa; Arthropoda; Insecta; Hymenoptera; Apidae.